AUAUACACAAGACAUGGCUUUACUGUCUUCCUCCCUUGAUUCGUGGAACGUUUUCAGUAGAGUAAACUAUUGGAAUAUUCGCCCGCACAGAGUUAAAAGCAGCCCUUUUUGUGUGACAAUGUGUUCUGUUGAGAAGUCAAAGAGGGUCUGGAUAUGGACAGAGAACCAGCAAGUUAUGACUGCUGCUGUUGAGAGAGGAUGGAACACUUUUGUUUUCAUGUCUCAGAAUCAUCAACUCGCAAAAGAUUGGUCAACAAUUGCUUUGAUAGAUCCUUUGUUUGUUAAAGAAGGGGAGGUAUUUGAUGGUAUGGAGAAAAGGGUUGCUAGUAUUUGUCAGGUUGCAACGCCACAAGAGUUGCAGAAGCUUCAGCCAUCAGAUGAGCAGGCGGAUAAUAUUGUGAUUGAUUUACUGGAUUGGCAAGUUAUACCUGCAGAAAAUAUUGUUGCAGCAUUCCAAGGCAGUAAAAAAACUGUAUUUGCAAUCUCAAGAACUCCCUCUGAAGCCCAAAUUUUUCUUGAGGCCUUAGAGCAAGGCCUGGGCGGAGUUGUACUGAAAGUUGAGGAUGAUGAAGCUGUUCUUGAGCUAAAGGAAUAUUUUGACAGAAGGAAUGAAGUAAGCAAUCUCCUUAGCUUGACCAAAGCCACUGUAACUCGAGUCAAUGUAAUAGGAAUGGGUGAUCGAGUUUGCGUGGAUCUUUGUAGCCUCAUGAGACCUGGUGAAGGACUUCUAGUUGGGUCCUUUGCUAGGGGACUUUUCCUUGUCCACUCCGAGUGCUUGGAGUCAAACUACAUUGCCAGCAGGCCUUUUCGAAUAAAUGCUGGACCUGUGCAUUCCUACGUGCUUGUUCCUGGAGGAAAAACUUGCUACCUUUCAGAGUUAAAAUCUGGCAAAGAAGUUAUUGUGGUUGAUCAGAAAGGCCAGCAGCGAACAGCAAUUGUUGGUCGUGUGAAGAUAGAGUCUAGACCUCUUAUCCUUGUAGAGGCAAAGGGAUCAGAUCAUCAAACUCAUUACAGCAUAAUUCUACAGAAUGCCGAAACAGUCGCCUUAAUCGCUCCCUUCCAAGAAAAUGGAGGAAAGAAAACAACUAUACCUGUGACCUCACUGAAGAUGGGGGACGAAGUUUUGCUGAGGGUACAAGGCGGUGCACGACAUACAGGAAUAGAAAUUCGAGAAUUCAUUGUUGAGAAUUAAAGAAGCAUGAUGAAAUAUUCCUGCUGAAUUUGUUCAUGACUGUAGCUGUUAUAAUGUCAAUAAGUAAUAUCUGCCCUGCUGAAAGUCUUGCAUCUGCAUCUAAUGACAAACGGAUAAUAAAUUUAUCAUGCAAUGUUAAAAGUUAUUUCUCCAUA
This is a messenger RNA of Mangifera indica (mango), 1347 nucleotides long. Its product is annotated as 3-dehydroquinate synthase homolog. The record is from RefSeq and is a predicted model, not a curated record. Gene Ontology annotation, biological process: aromatic amino acid biosynthetic process. The transcript has 10 exons. Lineage: Eukaryota; Viridiplantae; Streptophyta; Magnoliopsida; Sapindales; Anacardiaceae. The coding region runs from base 14 to 1192 and encodes 392 amino acids. Gene Ontology annotation, molecular function: oxidoreductase activity; 3-dehydroquinate synthase activity.